AUGAGGUCUACGAUUUUGGUACUUCUGUGGAUCGGAGCCAUUAGGGCGUCUUUUGGGAAUCAAACCCAUCUGGUGGGCUCCUCUUUGGAGAAUCGCAUUCUAUCGCGACGGGUGCGUGCUUUGGUAUUUCCCGAUAAGGCUUCCCUUCUCCUGACCGCCGCCCUAACCAAACUCAUUUUGGGCGGACGACCAAGUGGCCUUCAGUACAGCUUGGAGUUUGAUAUGUACGUUCCGGUUCCCGACACCAUUGAGGGUUGGCAGCCCAAGAUCCUGAAGAAGAUGAAGCCAAAGCCCAUGCCAAUGUCAAUGCCAAAACGCCGAUAUGAUUGGUCAUAUAGCAAAAGACUUGAAAGCUAUUAUCCAUACUAUGCGAAGCCACAUAGAAAUGCUCAUUACGAUAGUCCCGGCAUUAGCCGUAGAGUUCCAUUCUACCAAACAACAUUGAGGGAUUCAUUUUCCCAAGCUCCAUGGCAUUUAUCCUCGCCCACUAAUCGCAGGAAAGAGUUCUAUGAAUCGAGACCCACAUUGAAUAGAGCCUCAUUCUAUCACAGCCCAUGGAGUUUGUCUGCAAAUCAGAGAAACUCAUAUCCACCGGAGGAAGAAGUUUAUGAGUCCUGGGAUCAAGUGCCUAGUUGGAAGUUACAUCGUGGAUACAGAGAACGCAGAGAGAUUUUCGAUCAGCUUGAGGCCAUGGGAAAAGUUUUUCAGUUGGACCUAAGGUCCUGUAUCAAGAGAGCCAUGUGUGAACUAAGAGCCAAGUUAAUCGCCGGCCAAGAUCAGGGUUUCCUCAUGGAGGAUCUAAUGCGAAUUGUGCUGACAGUACCCGAAGAGGUGGCCGACGAUAAGUACAGGCAUCGCAUGGACAGCCAGGACUGUGCGCGAUUUUACGCCCCAAGUUGUCCCUACAAUGUUCUAGACUUCCUUACCCAAAGUGGUGCCAAAUUGUAAACAUAGUGAGCCGAGAAUC
Messenger RNA from Drosophila sechellia, 967 nucleotides. RefSeq lists its product as uncharacterized. The record is from RefSeq and is a predicted model, not a curated record. The transcript is spliced from 6 exons. Lineage: Eukaryota; Metazoa; Arthropoda; Insecta; Diptera; Drosophilidae. Bases 1 to 948 code for a protein of 315 amino acids.